CUCUUCCCACCCCCCCAAAAAAAGGCCAGCCUUACUCCCUCGUCCUCUAUUGCUGUCUCACCUCAUCUCUGCUUCUCCCAGCCGGCCGUCGUUUUGCUCCUGUUGCCUCAUUUCCAUCGUCCAAUCCUCCCCCAAUUGCCACGUGCUGCUUCUCUGUCGCUGCUGCUGCUACGCUCUCGAGGCUGUCGUGUCUGCAUUCAAUUCAGCAGUCCAGGCCUCGCCCAGCCGGAAAACUUUCCUCCGCCGUCUCCAGAGCCUCUGCGGCUCAUCUGCUCGUCUGCUCGUCUCCUCGUCUCCUCGUCUCCCUCGUCUCGCCGUGCCCUCCGCCGAGCCCGUCCAUGGAACCGUCUAGUAAAAAGCGGAAGCUGGCUCCCAAAGUCAACACUGCGGCAGCCCCCAAUCCUCAGCCUGCUGCGCAGUAUUCUCACGAGACGCCACAACAACAGCCGUACGCCGUCCACGAUGUUCCGGUUGCCGAACGACAAGACUUCGAGGCCUUUGCGCGCCAUCUGCAGGAUGCUGCCAUGCUGAUACAGCGCCAGACAGAGCGUCCGCCUCACAGCGACGUAUCCGUAUUGCUCUUAAAUUGGGAGGAAGACCGUACGGUAGACGAGGACGUCACUUCGAUGGAGCAGGUCAUACAGAAACAGUAUGGCUUCAACACACAGCGCUGGCAGAUUCCCACCGUACCAAAUCCAAGCAUUAAGCUCGGCGUCCAGAUGGCCUCUUUCCUCGAAAACGCAAGGCCCAACCAUCUCCUCAUCAUAUACUAUGCUGGUUAUGGGUAUGCCGGCCCCGACGGACAGCUGUAUUGGGCCUGCAACGCACGCGAAGAUGCUGCCAAGCUCAAAUGGGAUGGUGUGAGAUGUCUGUUCGAAGAUGCCCAGUCCGACAUCCUCUUACUUCUUGAUACCUGUGCCAAACCGGACUCUACAGCUGCCGGCAGCCACGGCGUGAAACAGGCAAUUGCAGCUUGUUCGCCAGAGCACAAGCUUCGUGACGAUCCUGGCCAACGCUCCUUCACCUCCUAUCUAGUCGAAUCGCUCCAUAAGCUGAGUAGCGCGCAGCAGCCCUUCAGCGCUCAGAGACUACACGAAGAGAUUUGCGUCCUGAAACAGCAACAGCAACAGCAAAACGCAAGCAGCCCCGCCACAGCUCCUACUACAUUGCUCGUAAUGCCCAUAUUCUUCACCCUCACGCCCACAAAGGGACACAGCCUGAUGCUGGCAUCAAUGGUAGGCAGAGCGCCGGCGCCUCCUCUGAAUGGCGUGGAUGUGCCAGACGGCGGCCAGAACAGUCGCGCUCGUGAAGACAAUCUUAUCGACGCAGCCUCCGUCGCUGACCUCCGAUUUGAGGAGGCUCGGAUCUUGGUCUGCACAACGUUCGUCGGGGAUGCGAGCCCAGAUAUGUCCUACUUUCACCAGUGGCUGCAGAACAAGCCGACCCUCAGCGCUGCCAUUGCCGUCGAGGGCAUGUUCCUUGGCCCCCCCACCAUGCUGCUGAUAUCAAUGCCCCACUCCAUAUGGAAUGUUGUCCAGCAUGAUAAAGUCUGCUGUUUCCUGGGCUACAUUAGUUCUCACAACAUGAUCCAUCUGUAUGAAAAACUGGUGGGGCCUGGCGGUAUCCGGCCGUCUGCCAAGGAAGUAGAGGAUGGCCGCAUCUUGCUGGAGGCCAGAGAGCUGGCGGCGGGGACACCUUCGCGUACUCGACGGGAGCCAGACCCGUAUCUUCAUGCAGCGGCCCGCGACGGUCUUGAAUACAGGUCACAAAGUAGCCCCUCCGGUGCGGCGUAUACGCCGGCCACCCCUCGAAACAUUGCGCCGAUGAAGCCAAAGGACGACGUCGAGGAUUCUGCCGAGAUGCAGGAAGCCGCAGAACAGCUCAAGGCCCUGAGCCAUGUUCGGCCGAGAGGCGACGACGGGCCUCCUCCUCCUCACCCGCCUGUUCCUGUCCCUGCUGCCCCUACUACGCUCCCUGCCCUCCCUCCACUUCCCCCAAUUUCUGCGCUUCCGCCAUCUCCAGUACUUCCUGCAGUGCGGCAACACCGGACAACGCUCCCAGAUGGCAUCCCCGAAUCGAGACACAGUGAGGCAAACUCAUCCCGCGAUAUCGUCGAAGCUGCAACUGCUAGUGCCAUGGCUGUGGACUCGGCUUCACAUUUGCGGAUGAAGGCGCCGCGGCGGUCUCUUCCCAAGCAGGAGACGCGUUGCAAUCACUGCAGCCACGCACCAUUCAAAGAUACGUCUUCACUCCGUAAACAUAUCGCCGCCGCCCAUACACGACCAUUCCCUUGCGCUUUCUCCUUUGCUGGCUGUGCCAGUACAUUUGGAUCAAAGAACGAGUGGAAACGUCACAUUGCCUCGCAGCAUCUCUGUCUGACAUACUAUUGCUGUUCUGCCUGCCCGCAGAGCGCGAUGGAGGGCAAAGGUAACGAGUUCAACCGCAAAGAUCUCUUCACGCAGCAUCUCCGCCGAAUGCACGCUCCUUUCCAGAUCAAAAGGACAAUUGCCAAGGGCGAUAGCAAGCUGAUGGCCGAGUGGGACGCUCACGUUAAAGAAAUGCAGCAGUCAUGCCUGGUCACUCGACGGCACCCUCCUCAAAAGUCAGCUUGCCCCAGGAAAGAAUGCAAUGCCGUUUUCGAGGGGCCCACGUCGUGGGAUGAGUGGACUGAGCAUGUGGGGCGGCACAUGGAGAAGGGUGAAGCCCAACGGCUGGGCAUCGACAAGUUGCUGGCAGAAUGGGCUCUUGACGAAGGCAUCAUUGAGCUGAGAAGCGAUGGCGAGUACCGUUUGUGCGCCACAAACGGCGUUUUCCCCGGUAGCAGCAACGGUGGCAUGAAUAAUGGUAUCGCCGUCCAUACUCAGCCAGCGGUAGAGCACAAAGAGUCCGCUCUCUCCCUUCCAGAACAUGCGUCAUCUGCAGAAGAGACUUCUGUAAUGGAAGCUAAGCCAGCUGAAGAUACGCUAAUGGCAGAAGGAUGAGCCCUUUUGCUAAAUCCUUUCAGGAGCAAGAACUUCGGAUUAUUUACUACCUGUCUGAAGUGACUAGCUUACGAAUACUUGGCCGUCACUGCCGCCGUUGUAUCAGAUCUCUCUGUGCAUGCAUCCAUGAUUCCAUAUGGCCUAUACAAAUCCGAGAAUGACUAACGAAAGCAACGACGAUGGAAUCUCUGUCCUGCAUCUCAUUUUAUUCUUCUAUUUCCUUGACUCGUCUGUCACUCCCGUGCAUAACUUCAUCAUCAAAUGCUCUGAAGCCUAGGUUUACUAUUAACGGCGUUUAUAUAUAUGGUUUUGGCUUCCCAGGUUUUUUUUUUCUCCUCCUUCUUCUCCUUCUUUUUUUCUUUUCUUUGUUUUUCCAU
Molecule: messenger RNA, 3358 nt
Organism: Trichoderma asperellum CBS 433.97
Lineage: Eukaryota; Fungi; Ascomycota; Sordariomycetes; Hypocreales; Hypocreaceae
Molecular function (GO): DNA-binding transcription factor activity
Source: RefSeq, a predicted model, not a curated record